Messenger RNA from Brachypodium distachyon (stiff brome), 2020 nucleotides. RefSeq names its product shugoshin-1. Gene Ontology annotation, biological process: maintenance of meiotic sister chromatid cohesion; meiotic sister chromatid segregation. Gene Ontology annotation, cellular component: chromosome, centromeric region; nucleus. The transcript is spliced from 17 exons. The coding region runs from base 182 to 1786 and encodes 534 amino acids. The record is from RefSeq and is a predicted model, not a curated record. NCBI's taxonomy places the organism in Eukaryota, Viridiplantae, Streptophyta, Magnoliopsida, Poales, Poaceae.
AAUCUCCCCUUCGAUUCUCUCUUGCUCCCGACCGUUUCUCCUCCCGUCACUCCACGAGGCACGAGCGGAUCCCGCACUUUAGCUCCCCGCUUCAUCUCCUUAAUCUUACCCAAUUCGUAACUCAGGCAAAAAUCAAGGCCGCCCUACCUUGCCCUACUGGGUCCUCCGCCCGUGAGAUUCCAUGGCCGCCGCUGCCGGAGCGGCGGCGCUCGGCGGCUCGAGCCCGAACCCGAACCCUAGCACCAAGGGCCCCGGGUCCCGGCCGGCGGGGAAGCCCGUUGCGCUCGCCGACAUCACCAACACCGGCCGGCCCAACCAUCCCAGAUCCGUCAGCGUCGGCGACAUCCUCAAGGAGAACUCCAAGCUGGCUCAUCUGCUUGCGGAGAAAACCAAGAUCAUCGAGCUCAGCGGCGUUGAGAUCCAGAAGCUGCGCCUCGCUCUGCAUGCCACACACCAGAAGAAUUUGCAACUUGCGCAGGCCAAUUCUCAGAUCCUCGCGGAACUAAAUCAGGGAAAGGAUAGAUUAAAGGUAUUACAACAUGAGCUUGGAUGUGCAACAGCAGUGCUUAAAGUAAAGGCUUCAGGGCUUGAGAACAAUAUGAACACUGUUAACCAACUACAGAAGGAAGUAACUUCACAGGAGAUAAAAGCUGCACCUUCCGAGCUCCCAAAAGGUGAUGCUCGUCGAACUGAUAAUAAGGCCACCACUGUUAACAUGCACUGUUCAGUUGAAACACAAACUGCUGUGCCAUCUAAUAUUGUCCAUCAUGAGGCGCCACCAGAUAAAACAAAAAAGAGGACGUCAGUGAGUAGGUGCACAAAUAAAGAAAAGUUGGAAUCAUGUGAAGGUACAAAAGGCACCAGCACAGUCCAGCAGAGCUGUAAGCCUCGCUUGCAAUCCACUGGGUCAUCGCAUCAUGAAGAUCAGAGAAACACACUACGGAGAAGGUCAGCUAGGCUGAAUGCAGGGUCUUGUGAACUGGCAGAAGUCUCUGAUGAAACCUUGGAUGAGGACACUGCCGUGGCUUCAUCUUCUAGUUGCAGUGUGACAGAACUUCAUGAACCAAAUUGUGGAAAAGAUACGCAGAAGGCAACACAAGAUGAACUCUUAUGCAAUGCAGCAGGGCAUAAAGUAAAGACUUCAGUACUCAAGAAAAAUAAGAUGAAUAAGCAAACCCAGAUGGAAGUGAAUUUGAAGGAGGUGAUACAAGAAGCAUGCUCCAGCUUUGCUGGAGUUGAGGACCUUGAGGCACGACAAACUGACAAUAAGGUCAUGAAUACCAAGCCAAACCAUUUGGUAGAAACUCAAUCUUCUGUGCCAUUUAAUAUUCAGCAUACAGAACCACCCCAGGAGAGAGCAAACAAGAGGGGUGUAAACAAACGGAAGUUGGAAUCGUAUGAAGGUCGAAAAGACACAAACAUAGAGGACAUUAAUGCCAGACUUCACUCAACUUCUAGUGAACCGCUGCAUCAUGAAGAGACAAGAAAAUCUCUAAGAAGAAGAUCCUCAAGACUGAACCCAGGAUCUUGUGAGGUCACAAAUGACACUCUUGAGACUGCGCAAGAUAUUGCUCCUUUAGCCGCCCCUUCCAGUUUAAAUGUCUCGAUCGAGCAGAGCAAAAAUGAGAAGCAAAAUGACCGCUGUGCCUGUGAACCUUCCGAAGAGCAAGCCACAGAGAGACGUUCUUCUGUGCAGGUGACAGGUAGAAGGUCUUCGAUGCGGACAUCAGGAAAGGCCGUCUCUUACAAAGAGAUACCCCUGAAUGUAAAGAUGCGACGGCCUUAACUACAGUUAGUAACAUCUAUGUGUGUGUGUGCGUGUGUGUCUAAAGGAGUAGAAUUUUUAUUGUUGUAUUGAUAUUGAUUGUAUCCUGUUGUUUUGCCUUAGCAGGGAGGACUGCGGUCUCUGCAACUUCCCAUAUCUGUGUAGAACUGAACUGACCAUCGAUUUAUUGGAGACUGCCCAGACAUUGUUUCCUAUUCUGAUCGUGCACAAAUGCAGUCAACAUUAGUGAGAUUA